Molecule: messenger RNA, 1822 nt
Organism: Glycine soja
Lineage: Eukaryota; Viridiplantae; Streptophyta; Magnoliopsida; Fabales; Fabaceae
Product: cytokinin dehydrogenase 7-like
Exons: 4
Coding region: 116-1672 (518 amino acids)
Biological process (GO): cytokinin metabolic process
Molecular function (GO): cytokinin dehydrogenase activity; FAD binding
Source: RefSeq, a predicted model, not a curated record
CGCUAUUUAAUGCCAAACUUCACCUGGUAGAAGAAGAAGAAGAAGAAGGACACUCUUCAGUUUUUGCUAAGUAGUCAAAAAAAAAAAAAAAAACUACCGGUCACCAACGCCGGCGAUGCUAGCUUACCUGGAACACUUCGUUCACGAAAACGACGCCGAAUCGAGGCAAGACGACGACGUAGCGACCCUCUCCAAAGCGCUUGAGCUUCAAGCCAGCGUCGAGGAAUUCGGUCCCACCGGAGUCGCCGGCAAGGAUUUCGGCGGAAUCAAGUCCGUCAAACCCUUGGCCCUGAUCAGGCCCUCUGCCGCCGCCGACGUCGCCAGAGUGGUGAAGCACGCGGCGGCGUCUUCUAGCCUCACGGUGGCGGCGCGCGGGAACGGCCACUCCAUCAACGGCCAGGCCAUGGCGGAGCAGGGCCUGGUCCUCGACAUGCGCGCCAUCCAGGACCCGUUUGAGAUUCUCUGGAUAGAAGGUUCUCCCUACGUCGACGUUUCGGGAGGGGCAUUAUGGGAAGACGUCCUUAAACGCUGCGUUUCGGAGUUUGGCCUCGCCCCGAGGUCGUGGACGGAUUAUCUCAGCUUAACGGUGGGCGGAACGCUCUCCUACGCCGGCGUCAGCGGUCAAACAUUCCGUUACGGUCCUCAGACAUCGAACGUAACGGAAUUGGAAGUUGUAACUGGGAAAGGAGACACACUGUGCUGCUCCCAAACAGAAAACUCUGAACUUUUUUUUGGCGCGCUUGGUGGCUUAGGACAGUUCGGUAUCAUUACCAGAGCCAGGGUCGUUCUUCAAGAAGCUCCAGAUAUGGUGAGGUGGAUAAGAGUGGUAUACUCUGAGUUUGAGGAGUAUGCUAGGGAUGCAGAGUCGCUGGUGGAGGAAUAUUGUUUUGAUUACGUGGAAGGGUUCGUUCUGGUGAACAGUGAUAACCGGGCCAAUGGAUGGCCCACAGUUCCAUUGGGCCCGGAACAAGUGUUCGACCCGACUCAUAUCCCUUUCACUGCUGGUCCUGUCUUGUAUUGCUUGGAGCUCGCUCUUCACUAUCGUAACGCGGAUCAUCCUUCUCGUGUCGAUACGGAUGUGGAUGGAUUGCUUGGACGGCUACGAUUCAUUCAGGGUCUGAAGUUCCAGGUGGACGUGACAUACAUGGAGUUCUUGCUGCGUGUAAAGCGUGUGGAGGAGCACGCGAAAGGCAACGGAACCUGGGAUGCACCUCACCCUUGGCUCAAUCUGUUCGUGUCCAAGUCCCACAUCGUUGAUUUUGAUCGUGAGGUGUUCAAGAAGAUUCUCAAGGACGGAGUCGAUGGACCCAUUUUAGUCUACCCUCUCUUGCGAAACAAGUGGGAUAGUCGUCAUUCAGUGGUGGUGCCGGACAGUGACAUGUUCUACAUAGUAGCCUUGCUCCGAUUCACUCCACCACCCCCAAAGGGCCCAGCAGCUGAACUCUUGGUGGCGCAAAAUAAUGAGAUUAUUGAGUUCUGCACAAGCAGAAGCCUUGAUUUCAAGCUAUACUUUCCUCACUACCAGUCACGGGAGGAUUGGAUCAAGCACUUUGGGAAUCAAUGGGCCAGAUUUGCGGAGCGAAAGGCCAAUUUUGAUCCCAUGGCUAUCCUUGCACCAGGACAGAAAAUUUUCUCCAGAACCUCUCAACCUCAACCUCCUUCUAUCACAUAACCACAUCAUAUAUAUAACAAUAUACUUGUACUAUCCAUUGUGAUAUUUUUCUUCUCUGCUUUAAUUUGUUGUUUACUAUACUGGUUGCAGCUAUAUUGUAAGGAAAAUAUCCAGCCAGGUCAAAUUAAUAUGCAAGGGGUUUGGUCUUUC